AUGGUUGCUUGGUCCAUUGAACUGUCACAAUUCGACAUUCGCUUUGAACCGAGGGGGCCUAUCAAGGCCCAAAGCAUAGCUGACUUCAUCAAUGAAUUCACACCACCAAUACUUCCUGAAACAUACCUCUGGACACUACACGUGGAUGGGUCUUCAAACCAGCAAGGCAGUGGUGCCAGCAUUAUUUUGGAAGGUCCCAGAAAAAUUGUAAUAGAACAGUCACUGCGGUUCGGAUUCAAAGCGUCUAAUAACCAAGCAGAAUACGAAGCCCUUCUUGCAGGACUCAGAUUGGCAAUCGAUGUCAACAUCACUAAAAUCCAGUGCUACAGUGAUUCACAAGUGGUGACGGGGCAGGUCAAUGGAACUUUUCAGAUCAAAGAACCAACUUUAUUGUUGUAUUUUCACGCGUUCCAGAAGCUGAAAAGCCAAUUUGAAGCUGUCCAAGUCAUGCAUACUCUCAGGGAGCACAAUACUAGAGCUGACCAGUUAGCCAAAUUAGCUAGUAGCAAGAAAACUAGCCACUUGCGCAGCAUGAUACAGCAAGAGCUGGUAAGCCUGAGCAUCGAUGAAACCGAGUGUCUGCAGGUCGACCAAGGAAGCCCCUACUGGAGGGAUCCCAUAAUCAACCACCUUCUCACCGGGGAAUUGCCGGAGGACUCCCUCAAAGCUAAGAAAUUGAGAACCACAGCAGCGUGUUACACGUUAGUCGCUGGAGAAUUAUAUAAACGAGGCAUCUCCCACCCUGUAUUGAAGUGUCUCACUCCCGAACAAGCGCACUACGUCAUCCGGGAGAUCCAUGAAGGUGUGUGUGGAACUCACUCGGGAAGCCAAACUCUCGCGGCCAAAGUCCUUCGUGCAGGAUAUUAUUGGCCAACCCUAGUCGUAGAUUGCGCUGAAUUUGUUCAACAAUGUAAACCAUGCCAACAAUUUGGGCCGAUCACACACCAACCUCCCGAAGAGUUGCACUCCAUCACGGUCCCAUGGCCAAGCAGUGGCCGCCAUAACGGCCAACAACGUCCAAAAGUUGUUUUGGAAGAACGUGUCACACGCUUUGGGAUCCCGUAUGCAUUGAUCACUGACAACGGUUUACAAUUCACCGAUCCUCGCUUCAAUGACUUCCUUUCAGAAUUAGGCAUCAAGCAUAAAAUGACUUCCGUUGAGCAUCCCCAGUCCAACGGGCAGGCCGAAGCUGCCAACAAAGUUAUCCUCAAAGAAUUGAAGCGACGACUCAGGCAAGCCAAGGGCUCGUGGCCAAAUCACCUACCAGAGAUUCUGUGGGCAUAUCGCUGUACUCCGCAAAGUUCUACCAAGGAAACCCCCUUUCGGCUGACUUACGGAACCGAUGCUAUGAUCCUAGUAGAGGUUGGAGAACCUUCUCUCCGACGACAACAGUUUGAUGAGGAAACCAACAAGGCAGCUCUCAGCAUAGACUUAGAUCUUGUCGAUGAAACACGUGAGUCAGCACUCGUCAACAUGGAAGCUUGUCGAACCAGGGCAGCUAGGAAAAUCAGAACAAAGGUGAAGCCUCGUCGUUUCCAGACAGGGGACCUAGUAUGGCGGGUCACAGGCGAAGCAAGAAAGGAUAAGACUUAG
Messenger RNA from Cajanus cajan (pigeon pea), 1593 nucleotides. NCBI's taxonomy places the organism in Eukaryota, Viridiplantae, Streptophyta, Magnoliopsida, Fabales, Fabaceae. The record is from RefSeq and is a predicted model, not a curated record.